AUGCGCCGACACCGCAGCACGAUGUGGAUCAACCUGGCGUCGCUUUGCCUCAGCCUCCUGCUCAUCAUGAGCACAUUUAUCCCGCUACGAAACCUGCUGUCAACCAUGUACCCGUAUAACGGGCUCGGGUAUUUCUCGCUCUGCUGUAUCUAUGCCACCUACGUGAUUGGCUGCUACGCAUUGUCGACUAUUGCCCACUACAUCCACCCGAAAGGUGCGAUCGUGCUAGCCAUUAUAGGACACUCGAUUUUCGCCGGUUCACAGCUGUAUCCGUCGUUUGAGACUCUCAUCCCAGCUUCUUGCGUCCUCGGCCUGUGUCAGGCGGUGCUGUGGCGGUCACAAGAACUACUGUGCACAAGCUAUGCCGCUAAUUACGCCGCCCUGUCCGGCGCGAAUGUAAACCAGGUGUUGAAACGAUUUCAUACAGCGCUCAUAGUGAGCGUUCAGCUGGCUCAGAUUUUGGGGAACUCCCUAGUGUCGGUCAUUUUCUUUCAACACGACAGUCUUCACGCUGCUCGGGGCUUGGACCGACAGAACACCACCUUGACUUUCACCGCCGCCGCUGACGACUCGGCUGCCCUAUUUGACCUGACCAACCGGGCGGUGCGCGAUAUUUCUUACUUGCCGUCUGAGUCACAGUUUCAUAGACCGUUCGUGCAGAGUCGACCAUACGAUGCGAUGCACGUGGACUAUUGUCCUAAGGAUCCGCAAAAAAUUGUGGAUAAAUACACGGUAGAGUUUCACACGGUGAAAAUCAUCUUCCUUUCUUUUACGAUCACAGCGCUUGUAGUUGUGUCUGUCUUCCUCCAUAAGCCAGAUAUUCUGGUACAGAGGCGAAACCUGGAUUUUAAGCAGCAGUUGCAUGACAUUUUUCACGUCUGGGGAGAGAAACGUUGGCUCCUUACCACCGGAGUAAUGUUCUAUUCGGGAAUCCAGCAAGCUCUCAUUGUUGGAGAGCUCACAAAGAUUUUAGACGUGUUUGUUGGUAUCUAUCUAUCUAUCUAUCUAUCUAUCUAUCUAUCUAUCUAUCCCAACGAGACCUCAUAA
Acanthosepion pharaonis is the source of this 1047-nucleotide messenger RNA. The record is from the annotation of a GenBank genome assembly. Lineage: Eukaryota; Metazoa; Mollusca; Cephalopoda; Sepiida; Sepiidae.